This is a messenger RNA of Aspergillus mulundensis, 1734 nucleotides long. RefSeq names its product putative triacylglycerol lipase (LipA). The record is from RefSeq and is a predicted model, not a curated record. The transcript has 9 exons. NCBI's taxonomy places the organism in Eukaryota, Fungi, Ascomycota, Eurotiomycetes, Eurotiales, Aspergillaceae. The coding region runs from base 1 to 1734 and encodes 577 amino acids.
AUGCGGUUCUGUCACUCAACACUCCCCUGGCUGGUCCUCCUGGCUACCGAGAGCCUACUACCUCUCCAGAGCUCUGCAUACCCCUUGAACUCUAGCUCCAAUCCGAUCGUGACCCUUUCCAAUGGCUCCAAGAGCAGUACAACCUUGAUAGGCCGAUCACUCCCCGAGUUUGAUCAGGAGCUGUUCCUCGGAAUCAAGUAUGCAGACAAGCCGGUCAGAUUCACACCCUCGUCUUUGAAAACAGCAUACGCUUCUAAUGAUAGCGAUUCGGGGCCUGUUCGCCAUUCUUCUGCCUCUGCACGGGGCAAUGUGCUCUACAAUGCCUCGCAGUACGGCUAUGACUGUCCUGGAUAUGGGUCUGACACGACGACGCUCCUGGCAGCCGGUUUGAUUGAGUUGAAUGAGGAUUGUUUGAAUUUGAAUGUCAUUCGGCCGAGGAGGGAUGAAGAUGACGAUUUGCUGCCAGUUUUGGUGUGGAUAUUUGGUGGUGGAUGGCAGCAGGGUGCUACGGCUGAUCCGAGAUACAACAUGACGUAUAUAACCCGGCAAGCGGCACUGAGCGGUAAGCCUAUACUAGGCGUCUCAAUCAACUAUCGUCUUGCUGCGUUUGGGUUUCUGGACUCGGAGGAGGUUAGGGCCUCUGGAAAUAACAAUCUAGGGCUUCUCGACCAACGGGUUGCCAUGCGUUGGAUCAAGAACAAUAUCGAGGCUUUUGGAGGCGAUCCUGAUAGAAUAACGAUUUGGGGCGAGUCAGCGGGCGCAUAUAGCGUAGGCGCGCACCUCGUCGCCAAUGAUGGUGACAACGAGGGUCUAUUCAGAGCAGCAAUUAUGGAAUCCGGCAAUGCAGUCGGGCCUCCAUGGAACGGCACAGACUGGCAUCAGCCGAUGUACGACCGGAUCGUGGAUGCAGCAGGAUGCUCAAGCUCAUCAGACACACUGCAAUGCCUCCGAGAGGUCCCUUUUGACACCCUCUACGCAGUUGCAUUUGAAAAUCUAGAAUGGUUUGCCGCAGUCGACGGCACAUUUAUUAAAGAAUAUCCGCAAAUUAGUACGGUGAAAGGACGUAUCGCGAAUGUCCCUAUCCUCCUCGGGUCGAAUACAGACGAGGGAGUCAGUUUCGGGACCACGGGUGUUGACACGGACGAGGAAUGUGUUGCGCAACUUAUUUCAUCGAAACGAUGGGUCCUAACAACCGAGCAAGCAAGUGAAUUGAUAACAUACUACCCAGACGACCCGAUCGGAUCUCCUUAUGGCUGGGGCAACGUCACAUGGCCUGAAAAGGGGCUGAUGUAUAAGCGGUACUCGUCCAUGGCUGGCGAUAUAACAAUGGCCGCGCCGCGUCGUCUCCUGGCGGAAACCAUGUCGAAAUAUGAGAAGUCCGUGUAUUCGUACCGCUGGGACGUUGCGGCUCUGAACCAGUCUAGUAACAUCGGGGUGAAUCAUUUUGCAGAGAUCCCCUUCGUCUUCGCAAACCCUGUCCAGGAUAUCACGCCGCUUGGAGAUGAUCCUGCGCGCCUUGAACUUGCGAAUUUAGCUGCGCGUAUGUGGGCAUCAUUCGUGACGGACCUAGAUCCGAACGGACAUGGUUUAUCCGAUAUCCCACAGUGGCCUGAGUACUCGGCCUCGAGCGACCCUUCAAACUUCGUCUUCCGUCUUCCCAGAGACGACAGCUACGUUGAGAAGGAUGAUUACCGGGUUGAGGGGAUUGCAUAUCUCAAUACGAUUCCGCGGUAA